ACGGAAUAACAAUUGGUAAAGAUAUUCUACUUUCCAAAAACAUGACAGUCUGAUAAAUAUAUUUAUAAUUUAGCUAGAAACGUUCAGACAAGGAAUUGGGAAAAGAGCACGAGGAAAACUUAUAUCCGAAGCGAAUGUCGAACGGAAACGAAAUAAAACAGCAUUGGAAAAAUUUGAAAAUAAAAAUAUAUUCAAAAAAAGUUUUUGAAAAACAUCCCCACCUCAAACUCUUGAUGAAAACCCUUAAACCUUUAAAGGAACUUAUUUUCUGCUUUUACAAGGGUUUUCAUCAAGAGUUUGAGUAUCGCAUAAUAUUUAAACGACUUUUUUUCAUAUCUCAUAAAAUGUUUUAUGAUUUUCCUCCACAAAACAUUUGGAACAGAGAAGAUGGAAAUAACUUUACACGUUGGGUUGAGUUGAUAUGUGGCUUGCCAAUGUUACUUUCAAAUUGUCUCACAUUAGUGCGACAUAUCGAAAGAAGAAAAACAACAUUAGAGAUGCAUAGUAGAACCGCCCACAAAAUCAGUGAAAGUUAG
This is a messenger RNA of Clunio marinus, 536 nucleotides long. NCBI's taxonomy places the organism in Eukaryota, Metazoa, Arthropoda, Insecta, Diptera, Chironomidae. The record is from the annotation of a GenBank genome assembly.